CCCUCUCCCUCUUUCUCAGCCGCUACAUUCAAACUUCCCUCAACUUUCUCUUUCCUCUCUUCCGUUGUUCAACAACUGUGGAAUAAUGGCAGGAAAAGGAGAAGGUCCAGCCAUUGGAAUCGAUCUCGGAACCACUUACUCCUGUGUUGGAGUAUGGCAACAUGACCGUGUUGAAAUUAUUGCUAAUGACCAGGGUAACAGAACCACCCCGUCUUACGUCGCUUUCACCGAUUCUGAGAGGUUGAUUGGUGAUGCUGCUAAGAAUCAAGUUGCCAUGAACCCCAUUAACACCGUCUUUGAUGCCAAGAGGUUGAUUGGUAGGAGGUUCAGUGAUGCGUCGGUUCAAGCCGAUAUCAAGCUUUGGCCAUUCAAGGUUAUUCCCGGACCUGGGGAGAAGCCUAUGAUUGUAGUUAACUACAAAGGUGAGGAGAAGCAGUUUGCUGCUGAGGAGAUCUCUUCCAUGGUCCUUACCAAGAUGAAGGAGAUUGCCGAGGCUUACCUUGGUUCGACUGUUAAGAAUGCUGUUGUUACAGUUCCUGCCUACUUCAAUGACUCUCAGCGUCAGGCUACCAAGGAUGCUGGAGUUAUUUCUGGCUUGAACGUGAUGCGUAUUAUCAAUGAGCCAACUGCGGCUGCUAUUGCCUAUGGUCUGGACAAGAAGGCCACCAGUGUCGGUGAAAAGAAUGUUCUUAUCUUUGAUCUUGGAGGUGGUACCUUUGAUGUGUCUCUUCUUACUAUUGAGGAGGGUAUCUUUGAAGUGAAGGCCACUGCUGGAGACACCCAUCUUGGUGGUGAGGACUUUGACAAUAGAAUGGUGAACCACUUUGUUCAGGAGUUCAAGAGGAAGCACAAGAAGGAUAUCAGUGGUAACCCAAGGGCACUUAGGAGGUUGAGAACUUCUUGUGAGAGGGCAAAGAGGACCCUUUCGUCCACUGCUCAGACCACCAUUGAGAUUGAUUCUCUAUUUGAGGGUGUUGAUUUCUACUCCCCUAUUACCCGUGCUCGUUUUGAGGAGUUGAACAUGGACUUGUUCAGAAAGUGUAUGGAGCCUGUUGAGAAAUGUCUGAGAGAUGCUAAGAUGGACAAGAGCACUGUCCAUGAAGUUGUUCUUGUUGGUGGAUCCACUAGGAUUCCCAAGGUCCAGCAGUUGUUGCAAGAUUUCUUCAAUGGUAAGGAGCUUUGCAAGAGUAUUAACCCUGAUGAAGCAGUUGCCUACGGUGCUGCUGUUCAGGCAGCUAUCUUGAGUGGUGAAGGAAAUGAGAAGGUGCAGGAUCUUCUGCUUCUUGAUGUUACUCCUCUUUCUCUUGGUCUUGAGACAGCUGGUGGUGUCAUGACUGUCCUUAUCCCAAGGAACACUACCAUCCCCACCAAGAAGGAGCAGGUUUUCUCAACUUACUCCGACAACCAGCCCGGUGUGUUGAUUCAGGUCUAUGAAGGAGAGAGGACCAGAACCAGGGACAACAACUUGUUGGGUAAAUUUGAGCUUUCUGGAAUUCCCCCAGCACCUAGGGGUGUUCCUCAGAUCAAUGUCUGCUUUGACAUAGACGCCAAUGGUAUCUUGAACGUCUCUGCUGAAGAUAAGACUACCGGACAGAAGAACAAGAUCACAAUCACCAAUGACAAGGGUAGGCUAUCUAAGGAUGAGAUUGAAAAGAUGGUCCAGGAGGCUGAGAAGUACAAGUCAGAGGAUGAGGAGCACAAGAAGAAGGUCGAGGCCAAGAAUGCCUUGGAGAACUACGCUUACAACAUGAGGAACACAGUGAAGGAUGAGAAGAUUGGAGCCAAGCUCUCUGAGGAUGAUAAGAAGAAGAUUGAAGAUGCCAUUGACUCUACCAUCCAGUGGCUUGACGGCAACCAGCUUGCUGAGGCUGAUGAGUUUGAGGACAAGAUGAAGGAGCUCGAGAGCAUUUGCAACCCCAUCAUUGCGAAGAUGUACCAGGGUGCUGGCGGUGACAUGGGUGGAGGCAUGGAUGAUGAAGUUCCCCCAGCUGCUGGAGGUCCUGGCCCCAAGAUUGAGGAAGUCGACUAAGUUUUUCGUUCCUUUUUCGUUACUAUGUUCUUUGGAUUAGGUUUUGAAAACAAUUGGAUUAUUUUGGCAAUGGUUGUUUACAGUGGGUUAAGCACCCACUGUUAUUUUGGGAUUUAAACUGUUAUUUUUGCUGUAGGACAAGUAACUUUAGGAUUAUUACAUCUCUUCGUAAUUUGAAUCUUUUCUCGUAAUUGUUCCA
Messenger RNA from Beta vulgaris subsp. vulgaris (sugar beet), 2228 nucleotides. Its product is annotated as heat shock cognate 70 kDa protein 2. Bases 86 to 2029 code for a protein of 647 amino acids. Gene Ontology annotation, cellular component: cytoplasm. Gene Ontology annotation, biological process: cellular response to unfolded protein; protein refolding. The transcript has 2 exons. NCBI's taxonomy places the organism in Eukaryota, Viridiplantae, Streptophyta, Magnoliopsida, Caryophyllales, Amaranthaceae. The record is from RefSeq and is a predicted model, not a curated record. Gene Ontology annotation, molecular function: ATP hydrolysis activity; misfolded protein binding; ATP binding.